AUGACUGAGUAUAGCCUUCCCGACUCUACAUUGAACAGUGGAAGAGUUUUGUUCAAAGACUAUGUUCUUUGCCACAUCAAGAAGAAGAAACCACCACAAACCAAUCACUCACAAUCACGGGACAGCUUUCAAGAACUAAUAGAGGGUGACUUGUUAACCAUGUUAGCUGAAGAUCAUUAUCAUUUUGAAGCAGCUCUGUCGCCACCAUACGAGCAGAUUGCAUUGGGUGUCCCUGUUGCCCAGUUUGAAGGAUAUCCAUAUCAACAACACAUGAGCAUGGUAGUUACCCCUGAUUUUGUAGAAGAUGAUAGUGAAGCUAUUCCCCAGCAAGCAAUCAACAAUGAGCCGAGCCUUUCGGUGGCCCAACUUGAAGGAUAUCAGUAUGAGGAAUACAUGAGCCGUAAUAAUAACAUGGGGACAACACUAGUUGUGCAAUGUGGAUCCAUCGUAGUUGCAUCAGUGGCACCCCCAAUCAAGUGCUGGUGCUUUAUAUUAUGGUGGAAGAACCGGAUUUGA
This is a messenger RNA of Ilex paraguariensis (yerba mate), 516 nucleotides long. The record is from the annotation of a GenBank genome assembly. Lineage: Eukaryota; Viridiplantae; Streptophyta; Magnoliopsida; Aquifoliales; Aquifoliaceae.